AUGGGAUUCAAGCUGUUCCUGCCUGAAGGGCCCUGUGACCACACUGUGGCCAAGCUCCAGCCAGGAGACGUGGCCGCCAUCACCACCAAGAUGCUCCGGCUGAAUGGGGACAAGAUCGUGGAGGACUUCAGCAAGCGGCAGCAACCAAAAUUCAAGAAGGAUCUGCCCUCUGCGGCCGUGACCACUGCUGUCCAGGAACUGCUACGACUGGCUCAGGCGCACCCCACAGGACCCCCCACCCUCGACCCUGUCAAUGACCUGCAGCUCAAGGAUGUGUCUGUGGUCGAGGGGGGGAUCCGGGCCCGGAAGCUGGAGGAGCUGAUCCGGGGGGCUCAGUGUGUGCACAGUCCCCGUUUCCCUGCCCAGUACCUGAAGCUGCGGGAGCGAAUGCAGAUCCAGAAAGAGAUGGAGCGGCUGCGCUUCCUGCUGUCUGACCAGUCGCUGCUGCUGCUGCUCCCCAAGUACCACCAGCGAGUAGAGUACCCGGAGCUACUCCUUUCAGAACUCCUGGGCCAGCGGGCACGUACCUCGAUGCGACUCGGCCUCGCCUACCACGUGCACGACCUCACUGAGGCCCAGCUGGUGGACUGGUUGCUCCUGUUUUCUCCUUCUGUGGUUCGCAUAGGGGUCCCCCUGUCUGUGGCCGUGAAACUCCAGGAUGCUCCUUCAGGACAGGUGGUGAGAGGAUCCGUGUUCCUGAGGAACCCAUCCCACGUUAAUGAGCUCUGCUCCCUGAAGGUGGAUUUCAGCCUCAGCGCAGAGACUUCAUGCUCCUCAACCUCCCGAUUCCGCAGGAACAGGCCAGGAUCUGUCGCCUCCAUCUCCUCCGCGGAGCCCCCAAGGUCCAGCUGA
Rangifer tarandus platyrhynchus (Svalbard reindeer) is the source of this 852-nucleotide messenger RNA. Lineage: Eukaryota; Metazoa; Chordata; Mammalia; Artiodactyla; Cervidae. The record is from the annotation of a GenBank genome assembly.